This is a messenger RNA of Gloeophyllum trabeum ATCC 11539, 2817 nucleotides long. RefSeq lists its product as uncharacterized. Gene Ontology annotation, molecular function: allantoinase activity. Gene Ontology annotation, cellular component: cytoplasm. The transcript is spliced from 21 exons. The record is from RefSeq and is a predicted model, not a curated record. Gene Ontology annotation, biological process: purine nucleobase catabolic process. Bases 1 to 2817 code for a protein of 938 amino acids. NCBI's taxonomy places the organism in Eukaryota, Fungi, Basidiomycota, Agaricomycetes, Gloeophyllales, Gloeophyllaceae.
AUGAAGGGCCUCGCAAUGCUCGAGGUUCCUAAUCACUCAAAACAAGUCCUGCGCACGGUCUGGGCUGCCCUUGGUCUACUUGCGGGCCUUCUCCUGUUCGUACAGACUCAGGGACCCCUCUGGCAGCGACGACGUGUGCCGGCGCAUGCAUCCGCAACCAUUGCCAAAUGCCUCGCAAAUGACUUGCCGCCCGGUCCUCCAGCCGACUUUCACAAGAGAAGAUAUUCGGACAGGUUCGCCCCCGGUACUAAGCCCGUAUUGAUCAAGAACGCUCGGAUAUGGACAGGGGCGCACAACGGCACGGAAGUCGUCAGAGGAGGGAUCCUCCUCGACAAGGGAAUGAUACAGGAGGUAGGCCGUAUUUCCAGAGGAACCUUGGCCAAGUAUAAGCAUCACUUGUUGGUAUACGACGCUGAAGACCGCUUCGUUACCCCGGGCAUUGUGGAUGUACACUCGCACAUUGGCGACGCAUCCUCUCCGGAACUUGAAGGUGCGAGCGGCGACGACAACUCUCCCAAGGGCCCUAUCCUCCCUUGGCUCCGAUCGCUUGACGGUCUGAACACACAUGACGAUUCGUAUGCCUUGUCUAUUGCUGGUGGAGUGACGACCUCGCUCGUACUUCCUGGAUCUGCCAAUGCUAUCGGCGGCCAAGCGUUUGCUAUAAAGCUGCGUAGGACAGCCGAAAGGUCCCCAACUUCGAUGUUACUUGAGCCGCCAUAUGAAGUCGUGGGUGGGCACGGACCGCCCAGAUGGCGAUAUAUGAAACAUGCAUGCGGCGAGAACCCCAGCAGAGUAUAUGGCCAGACCCGCAUGGAUACCGUCUGGGCUUUCCGCGAAGCCUACAACAAAGCUAGACAGAUUAAGCAAGCUCAGGAUGCCUACUGCUCGCGAGCUCUCAACGGCCAAUGGGAGGAUCUCGGGGAAUAUCCCGAAGAUUUACAAUGGGAGGCCCUGGUUGCUACACUCCGAGGUAAAGUGAAGGUGCAAACCCAUUGUUACGAGGCCGUCGACUUGGAUGAUAUAGUCAGGCUCUCGAACGAGUUUGAGUUUCCCAUCUCGGCCUUCCAUCAUGCGAGUGAGGCAUACCUCGUACCGGAUGUCUUGAAGCGAGCCUACGGCCACACACCUGCCGUCGCCCUUUUCGCGACAAACUCAAGAUACAAGCGAGAAGCAUAUCGCGGCUCCGAAUUCGCUGCACGCAUUCUCGCGGAGAAUGACCUGGAUGUCGUGAUGAAGAGCGACCAUCCCGUCUUGAACUCGAGGUACCUGCUGUACGAAGCCCAGCAAGCCUUUUACUAUGGUCUCCCCGAGAACCUGGCUAUUGCCGCGGUUACUAGCACAUCCGCCAAGGUUCUGGGAUUGGAUCAUAGGAUUGGGUACAUCAAAGGAGGCUGGGAUGCUGAUCUUGUCAUCUGGGAUAGCCAUCCUCUGGCACUCGGUGCCACGCCUACCCAAGUAUUCAUUGAUGGCAUACCUCAGAUCGAGUCUCCUCACAUCGUAAAGAAGCCUAAGAACUUCCAGCACACACCCAAGGUACCCAACUUUGACAAGGAAGCCGCGGAUGCUGUGCAGUACGAGGGUUUGCCCCCUCUGGCUCCUAAACCUGCAUCUUCGAGAGUGGUGCUCUUUGCUAACGUCAGCAGUGUGUUCCUACCGCGUGGUGAGGAGGUGCAUCAUGCUCAGCUGCAAGAGUCUGGUGUUGUCGUUGUCGAAGAAGGAAAGAUUACCUGUGUGGGCACGUCUGCGUCCUGCGUGCUGUUGGAACUAGCCGAGGAACCGGAGUUGAUAGAUCUGAAAGGUGGUUCGCUGUCCCCCGGACUGGUAACGUUCGGGUCGCCUUUGGGCCUGGUACACAUGGAGGGGGAAACUUCGACCGCGGAUGGCUGGGUCACAGACCCUCUCGAGAGCCUUGUGCCUAAGAUUCUCGGAGGCGACGUCGCAGUCGUGCGCGCUGCCGAUGGAUUGGAGUUUGCAAGUAGGGAUGCCCUUCUGGCAUAUCGAUUCGGCGUAACUAAAGCCAUCACUGCUCCCGUUACUGCUGGAUUCAUCUCGGGACUUGGAGUCAGCUUCUCCACGGGAGCAGCACAUAGGCUAGAAGAAGGUGCCGUUAUUCAGGAGGUGACCGCUCUGCACGUCUCUAUCCGAUACUCUGGUGGCACGCCUAGUAUAAGCACCCAGAUAGCUGCAUUGCGGCGUCUGCUCUUAGACCUACCGAAGGGGGACGCUGGGCGUUGGUUCGAGAAAGUGGCGCAGGGGAGGAUAACUCUCGUAGUGGAAGCUCAUAGUGCAGAUGUGAUUGCAACAUUGAUUCUCCUUAAGAGGGAGAUCGAGGAAACCAAUAGCGUCAAUCUCAAGAUGACUAUUACCGGAGCUACUGAGGCCCACUUGCUUGCUGCAGAGAUCGCACGUGCCAACAUUGGGAUCAUAGUGAACCCUUCAAGGCCUUUCCCUGCUGUAUGGGAGUCUAGACGGGUUCUUCCAGGGCCGCCCUUGACGCGGGAUAGUGCAGUAUCGCUGCUACUCAAACACAAUGUCACAGUUGGAUUAGGGAUCGAGGAGAAAUGGAGCGCCCGCAACUUGGCUUUCGACAUUGCAUGGGCUGCCUUGGAGACGGGUGGCGACAUCACCAAAGCACAAGCGGUUGCCCUCGGGUCCACAAAUAUUGAAAUACUACUUGGCGGGAGGGUGGAAGUUGAACAGGCAGCUGAACUGGUUGCUAGACAAGGUGGUGAUCUCUUCGACGUCGACAGCAAAGUAGUGGCUGUCAUCGCCCCGCCGUAUCGUAGAAACAAAUAUAAUCCGGUCGCUUUCUUGUGA